AUGCUAAAAAGUUUUGGAACAUUAUGGGAUAUAUGUGAAUUAGGGACCAUUUUUGCUCCUGCUUGUAUCGGUCAUAGUUGUAUGGAGCCUCAGAUCGAUGAGGAGUUACAGAUCUUGCACCCCGGUCCGCUACAGGGUUCAGUGUUGAUGCGACAACCAUAUCACCGAUUAGAGGCCAUUUGGAAUGGCGAGGACUCGGGCCCACUUGUGUGCCAUGGUCGCACUAAGGAGAUGGCAAACAUUCAAAUGGAAGAUAAUCGGGUGAUUGACAUUAUCAAAUUGCUAAGGUUGGAAGGAUUGUUUAGAGCCCCUUCCAAAGAGAUCGAUAAUUGCCUAAUAUCGGCCCUAGUUGAGCGAUGGUGGCCGAAGACUCAUACGUUUCAUCUUCCACAUGGUGAGAUGUCAAUCACCCUACAAGAUGUGGAGGUGAUUUUCGGACUUCCUAUAGACGGUGAGGUCUUGGUUGGGCCGACUACUGUGGAGGAUGGGACUUGGAGGCAAGUGUGCGGGGAGUUGCUUGGAUUUACUCCGCCGGAGGACAAUAAAACUUUGGUGGGCCAAAGAAUUCUCAUCAGCCGACUUGUUGAGGCCGUUGCAGCACCAUUGCCUCAGGACGCAACAGAGAUUCAGAUACACCGGUAUGCUCGGUGCUAUAUUUUAGCGCUAGUAGGGGAUAAACUUUUCAUGGACAAGUCAGGAGAUAGGGUGCAUCUGAUGUUCUUGGAGUUCAUGCGCAACCUUCGUGAUCCGCGGCAGUAUAGUUGGGGUAGUGGUUGCUUGGCCUGGUUGUACAGGGACUUGUGUCGGGCAAGUGAGAAAGGUGCAUCGCAGAUUGGUGGGGCGUGCACCUUGGUCCAGUAUUGGGCAUGGGCAAGGUUGCCAUUCUUGUGGCCAAGGAUAGAGCCCCCACCUGGAUGUGAUUAUGGCCCAUGGCCAUAUGCUCCACUUGCAUUUAAGUAA
Messenger RNA from Quercus robur (English oak), 960 nucleotides. RefSeq names its product protein MAIN-LIKE 1-like. Gene Ontology annotation, biological process: meristem development; meristem maintenance. Lineage: Eukaryota; Viridiplantae; Streptophyta; Magnoliopsida; Fagales; Fagaceae. The coding region runs from base 1 to 960 and encodes 319 amino acids. The transcript has 4 exons. The record is from RefSeq and is a predicted model, not a curated record.